AGCCGCUCGUUGGCGACGCUGUAGGUGGCCAUGGCCCCGCGCGCGCCGGCCCGGCCCGGCCCCUCUCCGCGCAUGCGCCGCCCGGGCUCCGCCCCUUCCCCCACCCCGGCGCUACAUCUGCUCCGGGCGGCGCACGUGACCCGGAAGCGAUGGAGGGGGCGGGGCCAGACCCAGGCUGGAGGAGCCACGUGCGCCGGGAGCUGGAGCGGCGCGAGCGCGAGACGCGGCGGCUGCGGGGCCUGGUGCAGAGCCAUGAGAAACUCCUGCAGCGCAGGGAGCUGGAGCGGCUGUUGGCAGAGAAACUUCAGCUGGAGCCCGGGACCCAGGAAUCCAGGACCCCCCUGGAGCUGGCAUCCCUGCAGCUGCAGCAGGCGGUGGAGCUGGCGGAGCUACGGGGGGCUCAGGAGGAGCUGGCCCAGAGCGCGUCCCACCUGCGCGACGCCCUGAAACGCAGCGAGGCCGAAUGCCGGGAGCAGCGGGCCAGGGCGGGGCGCUGUGCCCGGGAGCUGGCGGGGCUCUCGGGGCGCUGCCAGGAGCUGCAGGCCCGGCUGUGGGAACGGGGCCAGGAGGCCGAGGGGCUGCGGGCGGCGCUGGGGGCGGCGCUGCGGGCGCGGGACCAGCUGGAGGCCCGGUGGGUGCAGGAGAAGCAGCUGGAGGCGCAGAGGGUGAACGAGGCCAACGCCCGGGAGGAAAGGUACCGGAACCAGGUGUCUCGGCUGCACCAGAAGCUGGAGAGGCUGCGGCUGGGAGGAACGGCUGGACCCCCCUGGCUGGGCGCGGAGCUGGUGACGAGUGAAAACACGUCCUGCGAGGAGCUGCAGGCAGCAGUGGGGCUGGGUGCCGGGGGCAGCUCAUCCCCUGGGAGCGGAGGAGAACCGGAUGGCGAGGGACCAGAUCCGGUGCCCGGACCCGCUGCUGAGCUGGACGGAGCCGCCCCCUAAGUGGCUGCAGCGGGGACCCCCCGUUCCUGGGAGCAUUGGGGUGUCCGCGUGUGUCGGGCUCCAGAUCUGCCCUGCCCCCCCCCAUUCCCACAAGGCUCAUUCACCCGGCCCUUGUAUGCAAACGCUGCUUCCUGCUCAUGUCUAGAUUUGAAUAUG
Molecule: messenger RNA, 1097 nt
Organism: Mauremys mutica (yellowpond turtle)
Lineage: Eukaryota; Metazoa; Chordata; Testudines; Geoemydidae
Product: autophagy-related protein 16-like
Exons: 9
Coding region: 150-941 (263 amino acids)
Source: RefSeq, a predicted model, not a curated record